This is a messenger RNA of Caenorhabditis sp. 36 PRJEB53466, 1669 nucleotides long. NCBI's taxonomy places the organism in Eukaryota, Metazoa, Nematoda, Chromadorea, Rhabditida, Rhabditidae. The record is from the annotation of a GenBank genome assembly.
AUGGCCGGAAAGUUCUCGAUGGACAGCCAGAUACUCGACGAAGUGCUGCGAAGUGGAAACAUUCCGUGUCACGGGAGGACAGGUACGUCUGCAAUUCUUGGGAAAUCUGGAAAUCGACGGGAAACGAGAGAUUCCCAUGAAGUGUAACAUUCCUUUCAAAAUGGAAAAGCACGGCGAAUCGGCUGCACUAACGCCGCGAUUCCGGAAAUUGCAGUUUUUCCCAUUCUCUUCUGCUUUCAUCCUUCGGUGUACAUUGAACAAACUAAAAAAGAGCCCAGAAUAAUCCCGUCGGCGAAAAGAAAACGUCCGCGCGUCUCCAGAAAAAUCCAUCAAAAUGAAUGUUCGCGACGUUUGCGAAACAAAGAAAAGAAGGCGCUUAACCACAAAAAAAACACGGAAUAACUGAUCGAAAGGGAUUAUGUUUGCAGGGAUGCUGUGCGCCGGCGGCGGACUUCUUCCUCCCGCCCUUCUCGACGAAGCACGAGUCCCGAAGUUUUAUUUGGACGCUAUAGUCGCGUGCGGAGGAACCACUUCCAGCGCUCUUCCGAACACUGGCCUCGGUGAGUCAAAACGGCAGGAAAUUGUGGGCAAUUGAGAGUGGGACGUCGAAUCAAUCGAUAUUUCAUAAUCGGAAGUCCCUCCUGGUAACACAGUGUAAAUUACACAGUCUCCCAUUUCAGUGUACAAUUUGAUGGGCACCUCGGGCCUUCCAAAAGACGUUCUCUCGCACAUUUGGUCGGCAGUAAACCGUGCGAAGCCUGGUCAGCUGACCCGUCCCGAGUUCUUCUCCCUACUCGCUCUCAUCGCGCUGGCACAAAAAGGAGAGUCUCUGGCGGCUCUUUGUGCAAUGGACUCCCUUCCGAUCCCCUAUUUGAAUCCAGUGCAAGCCUUUCCGACGGCUUCCAAUCCGGCUCCCGUCACUAACACUUCCUCUUCGUUCGCUCAAUUCGCAAAGUAAGCAGUUGUAGCUCGGGCGUCCGCGGCUUAUUCCCAUAAGAAUUGCAGGAUCAAGCCGUCCGCAUUCAUUCCGACAUCGUUGCUUCCGAGACGAAGUAUGCGGAAGAAGAAAGAGCCGGAUUCGAAAGAAGCAUCGGCUCAUAACUCGCCAGCGAAAGGAGCAGCCAAUGAUCUGGCAGGCCUUGAUUUCGGAGGCGAGGAACUGAAGGAAGAGGUGAAAGAUGCGAAUGAAACCCCGAUACAAACGUGCUGGCGGGAGACCGUGCACGCCAUUUACAUUGUCAUCGAGGAGGCGAACCAGAUUAUGAAGGAUGCCAAAAAAGAUGUGAUACAAGAGAUUGCGGAAACGGAAAAGGGGGUCGUUUACUUCCGAAGCCUGGCGAAAGCCUUCGACACUCUUGAAAGAGUCUGCAAGUCGGCCGGAGUUCUUCUCUCCAUUCAGUCGACAAAAGAAGCCGAAUACUGCCGUAAUCUGCGAAGAAACUGGGAGCCAUACUUGGAGAAAGAUCAAGAAGGAACAGCAGAUGCUAUUGACGACAGGUAGGAUUGAUUCCUUGAGCAGUUCCCACAGAAUUCUUUCAGAAAAUGCGCAAUUUGUUGCCAACCCGUCCAAAACGCCAUCGACUACGGCGGCCAGUGCUUCGAUGUAACCUGUGCGAACCUCUGGGUGAACGGCGUCAGUUCGACCCUUCCCAGUCUCCAUCUCAAGUGA